Zea mays is the source of this 1180-nucleotide messenger RNA. Its product is annotated as bZIP transcription factor 53. The record is from RefSeq and is a predicted model, not a curated record. Gene Ontology annotation, molecular function: DNA-binding transcription factor activity; transcription cis-regulatory region binding. Bases 587 to 976 code for a protein of 129 amino acids. NCBI's taxonomy places the organism in Eukaryota, Viridiplantae, Streptophyta, Magnoliopsida, Poales, Poaceae. Gene Ontology annotation, biological process: positive regulation of DNA-templated transcription. Gene Ontology annotation, cellular component: nucleus. The transcript has a single exon.
UUAUCUUCACCAUCCACCACCUUCAGGCCACCCCUUCUCGCCCCUAGUUGAGACUAGGAGAGCACACAGCUCUUGGUUCUUUGGGAAGGGCCGCCCCCAUGCCUCCUCCUCUCCUCCCCCCCGGAUGCCUCACUUCAGCUAGCUAACUUCCUUCCUUCGAGGUUUUGCUACCACCUGCUGCAACAAUCUCUGCUCUCGUCCGCCAAGCUCUGUGCUAUGUCGCUCACGGAGGUCAGCCUCCACUUCUGCUACCUCCACUCCCUCUCCAUCGUGCUUCUCCACUUCCUCUACGUGAUCUCCUGAUCGGCCGCCUACCGCCAAGUUCCGAUCGAACAAAGCUUUGGUUUGAUUCAGAGCCGAAGCUUUGGUCGUUCCAGUUCCAGCAAAAAAUUACUUAGUAUUAAUUAAUUACUCGGUGAUUGUUCCUCUUCGUUCCAUGAUCUUGUCCCGUUCCUCUCUUGCUUUGCUGCUAAGUUCCGUGCGUCUCCUAACGCGAACUCCUGCACUCGACCAAUCAAUACGACUAGGAGCAGCUAGCGGCAGUGUUCCAAGCAGCUGGUAAGUGCUUCACUUCUCAAGUAGUAGGAUGGCUCCACCGGCGGCCGCCCAGAGAGCGCGCCGCGCCGCGGCGAUCACGGAGGAGGAGCGGCGGCGCAACCGCAUGGCCUCCAACAGGCUGUCGGCGCGCAAGUCCCGCAUGAAGCAGCAGCAGCACGUCGACGACCUGACCGCGGUGGCGGAGCGCCUUCGGCGCGAGAACGAGGCGAUGCGCGCCGGCGUCGGCGGCGUCGUGCGGCAGAGCAUAGAGCUCGAGCAGGAGAAUCGGGUGCUCGCCGCGCACGCGCGCCAGCUGUGCGCCACGCUCCUACUGCGGAACUCCCAGCUCCGCCUGCUCGGUGACGUGGCCGGCCUACCGCUCGACGUGCCGCUCGUGCCCGACCACCUCGUGCAACUCUACGGUAUGCUCGAGUUCUGAGGUGUGACGUGAGUGCAUGAACUAUUUAUUGUUAUCGUGCGAAUUCUGCUCUGUCGUUGGUGUUGCGCUAUGUUUGCUGUAUGUAUCCUGUGUUGUGCUGAUGUAUCAUCCGUGUAUGUUUGUCAUGUGAACAACGUACUGUAAGUGUGGUGUUAAUGCCGUUUGUGGUCGCAUAAAGAAUGUAUGAUAUGUUAUGUUUAUGUA